Staurois parvus is the source of this 372-nucleotide messenger RNA. NCBI's taxonomy places the organism in Eukaryota, Metazoa, Chordata, Amphibia, Anura, Ranidae. The record is from the annotation of a GenBank genome assembly.
AUGCGUUUGGAGAUAGGAGUGACCCAAUUCUUCAUCCCAUCUAUAAUAACGCUUUUCUGCUACAUCAACUUCAUAAGGAUACUGAUGUCUCUGCCCAACAUCCAAAAAAAGAAAAAACAGAGAGCCAUCGGCUUGGCCAUCGCCACUCUCGCCAACUUCUGCAUUUGCUUUGCUCCUUACAAUAUCUCCCACAUUGUUGGCUUUGUGCAGAACGAAAACCCAAAAUGGAGGGUGGACGCCUUGCUUCUGAGUACAUUCAAUGCCACCUUGGACCCAGUUGUGUUCUAUUUCACCUCUAAGACAGUUCAGAAAACAUUUGUUGACUUUUUGGCAGCCAUUUUCCUGAAAUUAGGGAAAAAUAUGCUCAUGUAA